Messenger RNA from Notothenia coriiceps (black rockcod), 1971 nucleotides. It is a transcript of the gene wnt8b, whose product is annotated as wingless-type MMTV integration site family, member 8b. Gene Ontology annotation, cellular component: extracellular region. NCBI's taxonomy places the organism in Eukaryota, Metazoa, Chordata, Actinopteri, Perciformes, Nototheniidae. The transcript is spliced from 6 exons. The coding region runs from base 216 to 1298 and encodes 360 amino acids. Gene Ontology annotation, biological process: multicellular organism development; canonical Wnt signaling pathway; cell fate commitment. Gene Ontology annotation, molecular function: frizzled binding; cytokine activity. The record is from RefSeq and is a predicted model, not a curated record.
CUUCUGAUUGGCCGAGAGAGUAAAAAGGGGGAAAAUCUUUAAUUAAGCAGAUAAUCUCUUGUUGGGACGAGAGCAGCUCCAUUUCAGAGCCCCCUCCUUGAAUCUUGGAAGCUCUGGUGAAGCUUCAUGUGCUGGUAGCUCAGUUUCCUCUCCAUCGUCAGACCGUGUGCAGGCUUUGGACGGUCUGAGUCACCGUCACACCCUCACCUGUCAGGAUGUUCAUGCAUUUGGAGGUUUUCUAUUACAUUUUCAUUCUCGUGGCUCACAUGAGGUCGUACUGCUGCUGGUCAGUGAAUAAUUUCCUGAUGACUGGACCCAAGGCGUACCUGAUCUACUCCAGCAGUGUGGCAGCAGGAGCUCAGAGUGGCAUAGAGGAGUGCAAAUACCAGUUUGCAUGGGACCGCUGGAACUGCCCCGAGAGAGCUCUGCAGCUGUCCACCCACAGCAGCCUGCGCAGCGCAAAUCGGGAGACAGCGUUUGUCCAUGCCAUCAGCUCGGCCGGAGUCAUGUACACUUUGACCAGGAACUGCAGCCUCGGAGACUUUGACAACUGUGGCUGCGACGACAGCAGGAACGGACAACGAGGCGGUCAUGGUUGGCUCUGGGGCGGCUGCAGUGACAACGUUGGCUUUGGCGAGGCCAUCUCCAAACAGUUUGUGGACGCGUUGGAGACUGGGCAGGACUCACGGGCAGCGAUGAAUCUCCAUAACAACGAGGCCGGGCGCAAGGCUGUGAAGGGGACCAUGCAGAAGACAUGUAAGUGUCAUGGGGUGUCGGGAAGCUGCACCACCCAGACCUGCUGGCUGCAGCUGCCGGAGUUCAGGGAGGUGGGGAACUACCUGAAGGAGAAGUACCACAGGGCUCUGAAGGUGGAUCUCCUCCGAGGAGCCGGGAACAGCGCGGCCAGCCGAGGGGCCGUCGCAGAGACCUUCAGCUCCAUCUCUCGAAAGGAGCUGGUCCACCUCGAAGACUCCCCCGAUUACUGCCUGGAAAACCACACUUUGGGCUUGCCGGGCACAGAGGGCCGCGAGUGCCUCAAGAAGGGCAAGAACUUGAGCAAGUGGGAGAAGCGCAGUUGCAAGAGGCUCUGCGGAGAGUGCGGUCUGGCUGUGGAGGAACGCAAAGCGGAGAUGGUGUCAAGCUGUAAUUGCAAAUUCCACUGGUGUUGCGCAGUGAAGUGUGAGCAGUGCAGAAAGACAGUGACUAAAUACUUCUGUUUGAAGAAAGGAGGUCAGAGGGGAAGGAACGAGAGUGCCGGGAGCCGCCGGAAGAACCUCAGACUGAGGAAGAAGCACUGAGCAACCCUUAUCACUUGAGUCAUAAUAUGUGUGUCACUGCAGACUCUCUGUGCAUGUUCAGAUAGUGUGUGUUUGGACAAAAGCUUAGCAAAAAAUACAAUUUCAGACCAUCUUCAUUGUCUUUUUUUCUAUUAAAAGUUAAAGAUUGUGGGAUGUGCACAAAGUUACAUGGUAGAGAAGUUUACAACUUUGUAGAGUUUUGGUAUAAAUGUAUUUAAGAUAUAUUUUUUAUACUUUUUACAACAUUAUCAAAAGUCACUGGGCAUUUGAAGAGCAUACUUCUGACUGCCACAUUUGCCACAACAUGAUUUAUUUAUUUUCAUACGUACACAUGAGCCUUGGGGAACAUUUUAACAGUUACUUUUUGAUCAGUGGAUGGUACGAUUGUUUAACAAUGGCAUAAUCAGCUUUUGAAAACACAAUUUUCAAGAACCCGUCAGGAUGUAAUCCCAUGAAUGCCUAAUACUGUUAGCCUAGCAGUAAUAUUCGUAUAUUUCAACUAUCAUAGCCAAUCUUUACAUUUAUUCAGAAACAUUUAGACAUUUCUUUCGGAAAGUCUGGCCCGCCCUGACCUUUGCUGCCCUCUUGAUGUAUUUAAUUGUAUAUAAAAUGAAGCACUUUGUACUGUACAUUGUUAAUUUAUUGCACAGCAUUUCCUAGUUUUGCUUUAUUG